Centrocercus urophasianus (Greater sage-grouse) is the source of this 3788-nucleotide messenger RNA. RefSeq names its product potassium voltage-gated channel interacting protein 1 (gene KCNIP1). Bases 142 to 819 code for a protein of 225 amino acids. The transcript is spliced from 8 exons. The record is from RefSeq and is a predicted model, not a curated record. Gene Ontology annotation, molecular function: transmembrane transporter binding; potassium channel regulator activity; calcium ion binding. Gene Ontology annotation, cellular component: voltage-gated potassium channel complex. Gene Ontology annotation, biological process: regulation of potassium ion transmembrane transport. Lineage: Eukaryota; Metazoa; Chordata; Aves; Galliformes; Phasianidae.
GUUCCGGGGAAGCGAAGCUGAGUAGAGGCUGAAGCGCGUGAGAGCAGAGUUCUGAGCGCUGCACGAGCUGAACUUUGCGAAGAACUCUGCCUUGGUAUUUCUGGACCCUGUGAGAAAAAGACCUUCCUUCGCGUUUGAGCCAUGAGCGGCUGUUCCAAGAGAUGCAAGCACGGCAUUGUCAAAUUCGCUCGGACGAUUUUCAAGCUUAUCACGGGCACUCUCAGCAAAGAUAAAAUCGAAGAUGAAUUAGAAAUGACUACGGUGUGCCACAGACCCGAAGGCCUGGAACAGCUUGAAGCGCAAACCAAUUUCACUAAAAGAGAGCUUCAAGUGCUUUACAGAGGAUUUAAAAAUGAAUGUCCUAGCGGGGUGGUUAAUGAAGAGACGUUCAAACAGAUCUAUGCACAGUUUUUUCCUCAUGGAGAUGCUAGCAUGUAUGCACAUUAUCUCUUUAACGCGUUUGACACUGCACAGAAUGGCUCAGUGAAGUUUGAGGAUUUUGUGAUGGCGUUGUCAAUUCUGUUGCGGGGAACAGUUCAUGAGAAGCUCAGAUGGACGUUUAACCUUUAUGACAUAAACAAGGAUGGCUAUAUAAACAAGGAGGAGAUGAUGGAUAUAGUAAAGGCAAUUUAUGAUAUGAUGGGAAAGUACACGUAUCCCGUGCUGAAGGAAGAUGCUCCAAGGCAGCACGUAGAAGUGUUCUUCCAGAAAAUGGAUAAAAACAAAGAUGGUGUUGUAACUUUAGAUGAGUUUAUCGAAUCAUGUCAGGAGGAUGACAAUAUCAUGCGGUCCUUGCAGCUCUUUGAGAACGUAAUGUAACCAUGCCUGGAAAGCUCUGGAAGAGUCAGAGACUGUGUGUGUAACAAAGACCUCCUUUCUGGGUGAAAGCUUUUUAUAAUUCAGCCAUGUUCAAUUCAGCCAGCGUGUGAGGGUUUUGUAUGACGUGUCCAACCAAACGGCAACUGAAUGCAACUGAUCCCAUCUCUCCUCCGCAAGAGACGACAGUGGACCUCUAUUUCAUUUUGGAAGCAUGCAAAUACUUUAAUAAAACCUGACGAGAGAGCUGCUGCUUGAAGCUCGAUGAGUAAUACACAGCGUUCUGUUUGCAAGCCACAAGUCCUGCUUUAAUCUAGCAAGCUUGAUUGCGUAUGAUAGCUCAUGUUGAUAGCAUAUUCAGCCACCUAUUACAAGCAAAAAGCUCAGUCCAUACAACCAUAUGGCAAAAUGUUUUAUGGAUGCCUUGCCUUUAAUCUGCUUUUACAAAAAAAAAAAAAAGAAUCUACAAGGGCCAUCUGUAAAAAUGAACAGUGAAUGUACCUAGGACGUUAAGCAGACAGCCCGUGUAGCCAGCAUCCCCAUUUCUGCAGAGAUCUUGCUUCUCACGGCACUGGUGCCACCACGCUGAGGCUGGUGGAGGUAUUCCCGAGCACAUUAACCAGAGGAACUCAAUACCAGGGUUAGUCAGAAAGGAGCAAAGCGUGAGUAGCACGUAAAUUUCAAAGUGCAGAGCAAAUCUGAUCAAUGAUGGUAAGUUGUUGCAGGACCAGGUAGGUUUAUAAGGGCUGCUAGAGGAAGAUGCACACCUGCUUUGGUCCCAGCCACCUUCUGCAGUCCCGGUGCGCUGUGGGACACCGAGCGAUUCUCCACUGUGCACCUCAGCAGCACCAUGGCCGUGUGAUGGUCCUUCCGCUGUGGUUUGGCACCUGCUUCUUAGAUGCGUUACUUGAACAUCUGUAUUCCUCCAUUAGAUGUUAAAACAAAGUAAAUUCUACUCUGUGGAGUUAUUUAAGCUUUCCAGAAAAGGGCCAGGUGGUGCAGCUGUGUUCCCACAUAAGGGCCUUGGCACCCACAGAGUGCCAAAUAAGUUUAAUUGGCGCCUGCAUGGUUGCUGUUAGUAUCAGAAAUGUCUGCCGGGGUAGUUCCACAUUUUCUGUAGUAAAAUCUUCAUCCCACAAGACAGUUGCAUGACUCGUACAAGUCCUGAUCCUUACCAAUGCCCCGGAGAGCUUUGUUGUGGGGAAUUGUUGGUUUCUUUCUUCCAAGAGGGAAACAGGAAGUCAUGUAGCGAAUUUAUACCAAGGUUGGAUUGCCCAGUAGAUGUGUCUGCUGAGGAACAGGUCAGCCUGCUUUGCAGAGGAGUCUUAAGGAAAAUGGCUGUUCCCAAGCAGCUGAUGGUUGGGAAACCAAGGGAAGGAGGGAGCAGCCACCUGUACCAGCUGCACAAACCACACAGAAAGGGGAAUCCCCUGUCGUACCCAACAUCGUCCCUGUCCAGUAAGCAUAUAUUUUUAUUAUGUCAGAUACUAUAUUGCUAAUAUACUGUUGGCACUGAAGAUAUAUUUUAAAUAUUACGUAUGUGGAAGCUUUUUAUAAGACUAAAUAUAUAGAAUGCCUAAUUUCUGUAGCCCUAUGUUUUAUAAAAAAAAAUUAAUCUGUUGAAAUAUUCCUGGUUAUAGAGGUAGGUCUGAUCAGUACUGGAGUAAUGCUAUGUGUAUUCCUCAAGAUGGAAAGUGUUCUUUUUUUCUGUGCUUCUGCAUACUCUUCUGUGUGGUCUUUGCUUUGUUCCCCCAAGUUGAUUACUUGUCAUCAAAACAGCUGGUCAGCUGAGGGAAGUUACUUGUAUGCAGGAAUGACAUCUCAAUCUGUCCUGUUCGCUGCCUUGCACGCAAUUAACCAUGAAUUAAUUCCUUCUAGCAAGUAUGCAGAGCAAAGCAGCUCCAGUGAUGUGCUGGGAUUCACAGAAGGGAUGCAGUGCUGUGAGAGUAGCCUUGUCUUCCAGCUGUCCAGUGUUGUCUAUUUGUUUUUUGUUUAAUAGGCACUUGGUAAAGACAUCAGCUGUAGCUGGAAUAAUGCCCAAUAUUUAUGUUGUUCCUUCUUGUGAUUCUUCUUGUAAUCACUUGGGCAAAUAACAGCCUUCAGUGCAACAAAAAACCUGCUUUGUUCUCCUCCAUCCCUACAGGCAUGUGUCUGUUGUCAGUCUGAGCAGGUAAUGUCACUAGACCAAAAAAAGGGAAAGCAAUCAUUUGUACUGAGUUCUUCAGUGUCUUUCACCUCUAACAGUGAUGCUCCAAGUGUGCUUGCAAGAUGGCAUAUGUAGCCUGAAUAUUUCUUAGAAUUAGAAUGUGCCUUUUUCAGUAGACAAGAAGUAUUAAUACAUGCGUGAUCCUUGUAGACCCUGGAGCUAAAUUAAUUUCUGGAGCCGCCCUGAAUUUGGCCUCAGCUGUGUUUUCAGUCUCCGCUAGGAGAAGUGUUUUGUUCCAGGGACCAGAACUGCUCUGGGUCAAGUACAGCCUGACUGAGCAACAUACCUGAAACAUCUGCAUGUUACUCUCAACGUAUCUUUAAGGGCAUUGCUGAAGCCAGAUUGCUAUUAGUGCCCUUACACUUUUUGUUUCUCCUCUUCUGCACUGAUGUAGUUUUUAUCAGUUCCCAGUAAUGAUGGCCGUGUGUUAGGAAGAGAGGGAGAUGCUGAAAGCUGCACUGGUCCUGACUCUGCCCCUAAGCCAUAACCAGAGCCCAGCUACCAUUGCCUGUGCCUCAUGCCUGCCAUUUGCUCCUGGAUUGCUGCUUCUAUGUUCCCCUUAAGAUGCCAUCCAGAGACCCAGCCAGGCCAGGAGAAACUCAUGGGGUUCAGUAAAUCCAAGUGCAAGGUUUGGCACUUGGGUCACAGCAAGCCCUGCUAUCAGUGCAAACCGGGGAAUGUAAGGUAGAGCAUGGCUGUGAACUAAAAGAGGGGAGAUUUAGGUUGGAUAUGAGGAAGAGGUUUUUUACAGUGAGGGCAAUGAGGC